Molecule: messenger RNA, 2148 nt
Organism: Aspergillus nidulans FGSC A4
Lineage: Eukaryota; Fungi; Ascomycota; Eurotiomycetes; Eurotiales; Aspergillaceae
Exons: 2
Coding region: 568-1854 (428 amino acids)
Source: RefSeq, a predicted model, not a curated record
GCCAUUAUUCUUUCCUUCAUUUCUCCCUUCCAACCCUCCGACUUGCUCAAUUUCUUCGUCCUCCAUUCUUCGCAUCCAGGGGGGUUAUUUUUCAUAGGCCGCUCUAUUUCCCCUGAUCCAUAACUUGCGCUCGUACUUAACUACCGUAACGCGUGUCCACGACGUCAACCUCUUGACGGCGAUCCUCAAGGCCGUAUCACGCAACAAAACGCUUUAAGUGGGAGGGUCCGGCCUCGAAUCUCGAUAUAUUGAAUAUCCCGCAUCCAAUAGACGCCGCACUAUGACUAUCGCUGCUUAUAGUCUCCUGCUCUAGUCUGCCAGCCCUCGAGAUAUACGCUCAUUUCCUGCCACUGAACAUUGACUGCUUCAUGAACCGAUUAUAACUCACGACUUGACGUCUGGAGUAUUAUCACACUCGUUUAUACCACUAAGAUCACGCUCUCUACGCCGUUGAUCGGCAGCCGCUCUUUUAUCCUUUAACUUGUUUAUCUCAUACCCAUCGAAGCCUUAUCCUUGUCACGACAAUUGCUUUUGUUCUUCAUCCAUCUCUGUUUAUAACAUUCAAACAUGUCGCCUCACAAUCUCGACCCACUCUCCCCGCACGCCUUGUUCGCUCGCGCCGAGUGUAAACAAUGUCCGCAAGAAUCGCCUUCAUGCGACUGCCCGUCGGGUACGAAAUGUGUGAUGACCGCCCAAUCCUGCACCGAAUGUGCAACUAUACAAUGUGUCAAAACAUCCACUAGCAGCUCGUCAGAUUCAGAGGACAGUUCGUCGGGUGGUGGAGGAACCAACGCGGGCGCUAUAGCGGGUGGAGUUAUCGGAGGACUUGCGGCGGUAGGAAUCAUCGUCUUCCUCAUCUGGUGGUUUGUCAUUCGUAAGAAGCGCAACCAGCAGCGAGCAGAAGAAUCGGAAAAAGCCAGCUCGUACGCCGCUCGGGCCCCGGCUUCCAGCGCUGCACAAUCGAGGAAAUCUACCCACUCCAUUGCAUCGACUGUCUUGACUCGCGCCUCAAAUGUCAUCCAAAUCGCUUAUAUUCCUGGCGUAACGAACCGAUCCCCACCAGACACCCCCCUCGUCCCGCCAGUUCCACCUCUUCCUGGUGCCUCAGCCGACCAACAUUUCUUCAUGCCUGGAGAUCUACGCGAUUCAUCUUGGUCUGACAUGUCGGACCGACGUUCCAUGGCCAACACUCUACGUAGCAGUGUCGCUACAACUAUUUACCGGAACGAUGCCAUUGUCAGCCCCAUGCCGGCACAGCAGGUGACUCGCACCCGUGCUGCUGUAGUCAGUAUUCACAAUGGACCAAACACCCCGUCAUCCUCACAGCACCUGAGCCCUGACACACCGGCUGUCCCGGCUAUCACUCCUUCGCAGCUCGCCAAGGCGGGUGUCACUGACGCAAACAACAACAGCUCAAUUGUGGCUCGUACCGUCACCGCGAAACCUGUGAUGGUGAAGACUAUUGGGAAGAAGAACAACACGGCCAAAUCUCCCGUCCAGCCUAUAGCGGAGCAGCCAGAAUCCAAUGCCGAGCCCUCAGCUCCCAGCCAAGAGCCCGCCAAAGCUCCCAGCAUCUCGUCGAACGACGGAAACGAUGCCCCCGCUGCCGCCAACAAUCGCACAUCCACACCCGCUGAGACACCAAUAUCAGCCAGGAGAUCUCAAGCCCCGACGGUGAUUGAAGACUCACCAGCAAUCGUCCAGAGCCCCUUCAGCGACCAAACACCAACAGAAGUGGAAACAGACAGGCGCAACUCAGCAUUCUUAGAAGGGGCUAGUAUAAGCUCAAAGCGACACAGCGGUGCGCCGCCUCCACGAGUCGAGAGCCCCUUCGCAGAUUCAAACGAGCUUUAAUAGGCUCAUAAAUCACCCCGUUCUCUUUUCCCCCAAUCACGACGUCUGAUUUUUGGUUUGUGAUUUCUCUGGGUUGUUCAUCACAUUUUUGUUUGGCGUGGCGCACGAGGGUGGAGGUUUCACAAUAUACUCAUCUUUUGAACAUUUUUAUCAACUAUAGAUGCGAUGUUGCCCUUUACCAUUUUUUUUUUUUGGCAUAUAGUUUGCCACCCUUCUUGUAUAUGAUCGGCUACGCCUCCUUUUUCUUUUGCAUAUCAAGGCCCGGCCUUUUGUGGGCUGUGAGCAAAUCUAUCC